AUGGAGUCAUACAUAAGAGAAAGUAGAAAACUUACUUUUAAAAGUAGUAAAGGGAAAAAACAGUUACGAUAUUUAGAUAUUUCUUUAAAUAAUAAAUCUUUAUACGAUAGUCAUAUAUUAGAAUUAGUAAAAAUAUUAAAAAAAAUAAUAAAAAUAGUGUAUAAUACUUAUUACUGUUUAAAUAUUGAUUUAAGUGAAAAUCAUAUAACUUGUUUAGGAUUAAAAACAUUGUUAAAAUAUGUAUUAAAUUAUAAUGAAAACAUAGGAAUAAACAUUUUAAAAAUUUACAAAAAUAGUAUAAAAGAUGAUGGUGUAUCAUUAAUUAAACAAUUAGUUUAUAUUCAAAAAAUCCCAAUGGAAGAAUUGCAUUUAUCUCAUAACUUUAUACAAGACAAUACAUGCAAAGAACUAUUAUUAAGUUUCGUUCAAGCAAAAAGAGAUAGUAAUUAUGUUUACCCUAGAUAUGAUAAAUAUCAGAAUCCAUAUAAACAUGUACAAAUACCUGUAUGGAUAAGAUUAGAAUAUAAUUGUAUUCAAAAUCCUAAAGAAUUAUUAAAAGAAGUAGAAGAAUUUGCAAAAAAAAAAAGAGGAUACAAAAGUAACUUAAUUAUAUGUUCUGCUUUAAAAAGUGAUAAAAGAUGUUGCCCAUAUAAAUGUUUGAAUGCUACGGUUAGAAAUACUCCUAUUAUGCAUGUUUAUAUGUUUAUACAUCAAAAGGAAAAUUUAACAAAUGGAAAAGUAAAGGAGGAAAAAAAAGAAUUUUUUUCUGUUGAUGCAAUUGAAAGAACAGAGAAUAGUCUAGAAAAGAAAAAUUCAGAAGAAAAAUUAAAAAUUGAUAGUAAAAUAACAAAUAAAAAUUACAAGGAGGAAGAAGAAGAUGAUAAUGAUGAAGAUGAUGAUAAUGAUGAAGAGGAUGAUGAUAAUGAUGAAGAAGGUGAUGAUAAUGAUGAAGAUGAUGAUAUUGAUGAAGAAGAUGAUGAUAAUGAUGAUGAUGAUUAUAAUUUUAAAGAGAUGAAAUCUUUUGUAGACAUUGGAAAAUGUAUUAAAAACGAGAAUAAUAUAAGUAGUUCAUAUAAUUCUUUAGAUAAUAAAUUAAUUAAUAAUAAUGCAAAAAAUAAUGAUAGAAAUCAAAUAAAUUUAAUUAAUAAUGUUAAUAGUUUUCCACUUUAUAUUAUAUUGGAUUGUAGUGCAGUACUAGAUAUGAAAGAGCUCUGGAAAGAUAAAUCUCUUUUGCCAUUUAGCUUUCCAGGAUUACUUUAUUUAUAUAAUAAUAAAUUAUUGAAAAAUAAUAAUGAUAAAAGUAAAGAUAAGAACAGUACUUUUAAUGAUUCUUUUAUUUGCUUAAUGUGUAGUUAUGUAGCAAAUGAAUUAAAGAUAGUAUGCCAAAAAAGUGAAAUAAUUAGACAGAAAAUGGUAAAUUUAAAAUUAAAUAUUUGGGAUAAACUGUCUGAAUUAGGUAUUAUUGAAUUUUUAAGUGUACCAAAAAAUUUUAAGGAAAAAAAAAAAAAUUUUUUAAAUUCUUCUUUCUUAACUGAUGAACAAAUUAAAUUAGCAAAUGAAUAUUAUGAUAUAUCUCAUGAAACAUUACAAAUGAUUCAAUUUUCAAUCUUAUGGUCAACAUAUAUUUUUAAAAUUAGUAAUAAAGAAAUAAUUAUUGAAAACAAUAAAAAAGAAAUUAAUAAAGCAGAUGUUAAAAAAAGUAAAAAAACAAUUUUUACUGAAGUUUUAUAUUUAACUUCUUCUUCCAAUAUUUAUUCCUUUUUUGAAUAUUUAUAUGAGCAGGAUAUCAAUUUUAUUCUUCCAUUGUGUGUAACUGUUAAUCAAAUAAAUAAGUAUAUACAAGAUGAGCAUAGUUACAUUAUUGAUUUAUUAAUUAAUAAUAAAACAGAUAAAAAUAUUAAAUUUGAUUUUAAUAAAUCAUUUUUUCAACAAUUUAUCAAAGAAAAAUAUUCAAAAUAUUUGCAAUACACAAAAGAUGAAUCAACUUGUGAUAUCAAUGAGAAAAAAAAUAAUAAUGUUGAUGUAGAUAAAAAAAAAAGUAGCAUAAAAAAUGAUCAAAGUGUAAGUAAAUCCAUAGAAAAAAAUAAAAAUAUAAUAUCUAGUUCAGAGAAGCAAACAGAUAAUGAUUCUAAAAAUAAAAGCUUCAAUAAUAAUACCAAUCAAGUAAAAGAAAAAAAAAUUGCAACAGUAAAUAAUAUAAAAAAAAAGACUAAUAUUAAUAGCAACAAUGAUAAUAAAAAUAAUGAUCAAAUAAAGGAAAUGAAACAUACUAACAGUAAUCAUAAUUUAGUUAAUGAUAAAAAUAAUACAAAUAAUGAUUUAAAAAAUAAAAAUUUAAAUAAUGAUAUUUUUAAUAGUAGUUGUAAUGAUGAAAACAACUUCGAUUUAAAAAUUAAAAAAAAAAAAAAUAAUAAUAAUAAUAAUAAUAAUAAUAAUAUUUUUAAUAAUAGUAGUACUAUUAUUAAUAAUAACAAUAUUGAUAGCAGUAAUAAUAAUAAAAAUAAAUUAAAUGAAAAUAUAAAUAAUUAUGAAAAUAACAAAAAUAAAAUAGAUGAUAAUAAGAAGAAAAAUACAUCCAAUAUUACUAAUGAUAAUAAUAAUGACUAUGAUAACAAUACUAAUAGAAACAGAAUGCAUUAUUUAAAUGUGAAGGAUACAAUGAAUAAAAAUACAAACAUGGCUAACAUAUAUAACAGAAAUGCUUAUAUAAAUAAUGAAAAUACAAGAAAGAAUAAUAUAAUAAAUAAUUUAAUCAAUUACGUACCAUUACUAAAUAAAAAUGGAGAUAAUGAAAAUGUUAUUAAAGGAAUGAAAACAGUUAAUAAAGAUAUUGAUGUAAAUAAUUUAAUUUAUGAAAAUAAAGUUGAUAAUAAUUUGAAUAUUCAAAAUAGUAGUCCUUAUGAUAUGUAUGAUAUAAAAUCAGUCAAAUCGUUAUCAAACGAAAAUAUUAAUAAACUUUGUAACAUAAAUAAUAAUAAUAAUAAUAAUUAUAGUAAUAGCAAUAAUAAUAACAAUAAUAAUAAUACUAAUACAAAUAAAGAUGAUUGUUUUAAUGAAAAUAAUAUUUAUGUAAAAAAGAAUAACGAAACUAAUAAGAAUCAAUAUUAUACAAUGGAUGAAUACAAAAAAUUAAAUUUAAAAGUAUUAAAUAUGAAUGAUCUUGAUUUAUUAGAAAAAAGAACCGAUUUUAACCUUUUGAAAAAUAUAGAAAUGAAUAAGAACAACAAUAAUGAUAACUUUAUUCGUGACAAUUUAAAAAAUUUAGAAAGCUUACCGAAAAAUAAUUUCUUAGAAAAUAUGUAUUGCAAUUUGGAAAAUAAAAUUAUCAAUAAUAAUAAUAAGGAAAAUACAAAUAAAAUUAUUGACAAAGAAAGCAGUUACAAUUUCUCUUCUAACAAAGAAGAUAAUGUAAACAUUUACGAAUUAUUAAUAAAUGCAUUUAAUGAAAAAAAGAAAAAUAUCCAUGAUUAUAAUGAAAACAAUAAUUUACAUAUGGAUAAUAAUGUAAGAGUAGAUAAAAAUUUAUCAGUAUUCACACAAAUGAAAAUAAAGAAUAAUACUAAUGAGUUAAAUAAAAAUGUUGAUAGUUUUGAUAAAAUGAAUUAUACAAGCCCCAAUCUAUCAAAAAAUAUCACUAACAAUAAUAGUAAAAAUAUUAAUGUAAACAAUAGUAAUAAUAAUAGGAAUAAUACAUCAAAUUCAGAACAUAAUUCUUUAUUUUCUCUUAAUAACUCGUUUUUGAAUAAUUCAAAUUUAAAUCAGAUAACAAGAAAUCAACAAGUAAAUAAAAACGAUACAUUUUUGCCAACAAAAAUAAAUAUUGCAAAUAAUAAUAAUUCUUUUGACAAUGUACAUAUAAAUAAUAAUAAUGGAAUUAUAGAAAAUAAAAAAAAAGGAAAAAAUAAUAAUAUUUACGAAUUAAGUGAUGCAAAGGAUAAUAUAAUUUUCAAUAAAUCUAAUGUGAAUAUUUUAAAUAAUAAUGAUUGCAAAAGCAAUUUAAAUAAUAGUAUUGGAAAUGUAAGUAUUAACGAUAACAGUCAUAUUUCUAAAAAUAGUAAUAAUAGCAUAAAUAAUAAUUUAAUUAAUAAUAAUUCAAUAAAAAAAUUAAUAGCACAAAAACUAAACUUAGAAACAAAUAAUAAUGAAUUAGAAUUAAAUAAUCUCAUGGAAUCUCUUCAGAAAAAUUUAAAAGAUAAUUCAUCAUUUUGCAUAGAAAAUAAUAAUAAUAAUAAUAAUAUUACAACAAAUGAAAAUACUAUUUCUAUUUUUAAUCAAAACAUGAUGAAAAAUGAAUUAGAUAUCAAUAAUAAUAGAGAAUACAAAUUAAUAGAAUUGAAAAAUAUUUUUGAUAAAUAUAAAGUAGAUAUAUUAAAUACUUCUUUGUUAUUAGAGGAAUUGAUAUUAAAUCAAAGUAUUUGUAAAUUUAUACCUACUGAUUUAUAUAAUAAAAUUUUAAAAUGUUAUGAAAAAUUGGAUCAAAUACUUGUUAAUUUGAAUUGCUACAAAGAUGAUUUCAAUAUAACUAACUCAAAAAAUAUUAAUAAUAAAGUGGAUCAUAACAUAUUAUAUGAAGAAUUUAAGAAUUAUUGGGAUAAAGCAUUUUCAAAAAACAAUUCUACUUUAUCAACUAAAGAGAUAAAAAAUCUUCCUAAUAUUAUUCAUAAUAAUCAAAAAAUGAAUGUAAUGACUCCUCAUCAUAAUUUUAUUGUUAGUAAUAAUAAUAAUGAUAAUAAUAAUAAUAAUAAUCAUAAUCAUAAUAAUAAUAACAAUGAUAACAUUAAUAAUAAUAAUAAUAAUAAUGAUAAUAAUGACAAUAAUAAGAAUAAUCAUAGCAGUAAUAAUAGUAAUGAUAAUAAUAAUAAGAAGAAUAAUCAUAGUAAUAAUAAUAGUUAUGAUAAUAAUAACAAUACCACUACUACUAAUAAUAAUAUUAAUAAAAUAAAUUCAAUUAAUGCAAAUCAAUUAUAUUAUAAUUCAAUAAAUAAUGCUAAUAAAAUAAAUAGUUCAUUAAAUACUAAUAAUCAUUUAAAUAAUUCUAUUAAAAUAAAUCAAAUUCAUAACGUAAUUAAAACUAAUAAAAUAAAUAAUCCGGUUAAUACAACUAGCAUAAAUAAUACCAUUAAUUCAAAUAAAGUUAACUCUACAAAUAUUACUAAUCCAUUAAGUAGUUCAGUUAAUAGUAAUCAGUUAAAUAAUACAAUAAAUAAUAAUUUAGAUAUUAAUUUUAAUAACCUAAAAAAUAAUUCAUCACAAAAAAAAUAUUUAAAUGGAGAUACUCCAAGUUUUAUAAAUAACUUAGGUGAUAACAAUGUGAAUUCUAAUUCAACGAUAAGCGGAAAUAUUUUAAAUAUAAAUAAUAACUGUUCAAAUUUAAAUAAGUUAACAAAGGAUUUAAAUAAUUUAAAGUCUAUGAACAAUGAAAGGGAAAUAGACAUAGAUACAAAUGAUUUAAAAAAUAAGAAUAAAUUAUUAAUGCUAAAUAAUAAUUUACCUAAUGUAAAAGUUAAUGAAAAAAGUUUAUUAGAUUAUAAUCCUAUGAUAAAUACAGAAAAUUUCUUAAAAAAAAAUAAUUCAUAUAACGAUAGUGCUUCCAAUUUAUUAUCAUUAAUUAACAUGAAUAAAAAUAAAAAUGUUUUAAAUCAUCAAAAAAUAAACAGUGAUAAAUAUAAAAACGAUUAUAAUACAAAUGAAUUGAAUGCUUCAACAAAUAAUAAUUUUAAAAAAUUAUUAAAUAACGAAAAUUUAUAUAUGCUUAAUAAGAGUUCAUUAAAUGAUAUUAACUUAAAGUAUGUAGAAGCAUUAAGUAAUCAAUUAAAUUUUGUUUCUAGUGAGAAUAAAAAAGGUGAUCAAGAUAAAAGUGACAUUGACGUUUUAAAUUUUCAAAAAGAAUUAGAAAGUAAAUGCAAUAAUCCAUUAAUAGAUUUGUGUGAAAAAGCGAAUAUUAAGAAAUUAUGA
Messenger RNA from Plasmodium relictum, 5955 nucleotides. RefSeq names its product conserved Plasmodium protein, unknown function. Lineage: Eukaryota; Apicomplexa; Aconoidasida; Haemosporida; Plasmodiidae. The record is from RefSeq and is a predicted model, not a curated record. The transcript has 2 exons. Bases 1 to 5955 code for a protein of 1984 amino acids.